Schistocerca nitens (vagrant locust) is the source of this 5654-nucleotide messenger RNA. Its product is annotated as solute carrier family 35 member E1 homolog. Gene Ontology annotation, molecular function: antiporter activity. Gene Ontology annotation, cellular component: Golgi apparatus. The transcript is spliced from 6 exons. Bases 12 to 1115 code for a protein of 367 amino acids. The record is from RefSeq and is a predicted model, not a curated record. NCBI's taxonomy places the organism in Eukaryota, Metazoa, Arthropoda, Insecta, Orthoptera, Acrididae.
GUGGUGGUAGCAUGGCUGAUGGGAGGCAGGUGAAGUCUGCUGUUCGUGUUGUGGUGCUGUGUUUGUUGUGGUAUCUUGUGAGUUCGAGUAAUAAUGUGAUCGGUAAGAUGUUGUUGAAUGAUUUUCCAUAUCCAAUGACUGUAACGAUGGUGCAGUUAUUAUCUAUUACGUUAUAUUCCGGACCUUUCUUCAAUAUGUCGGGCGUCAGGAAAUUUGUUGACAUCAGCAGAAGUUACUACCUAAAAAUCAUAAUUCCCCUCGCAUUAGGAAAGUUUUUCGCCUCUGUAUCUUCACACAUCAGUAUAUGGAAAGUACCAGUUUCCUACGCACACACAGUGAAAGCUACGAUGCCGCUCUUCACAGUCAUUUUUUCGAGACUAAUAAUUGGGGAGAAACAAACACUGAAAGUGUACAUUUCACUUGUGCCAAUUAUUUUGGGUGUUGCCAUUGCGACAGUAACGGAAAUGUCAUUUGAUCUUAUUGGCCUGAUCAGCGCCUUAGUGGCGACAAUGGGAUUUUCACUCCAGAAUAUAUUUUCAAAAAAGGUGUUACAUGAUACUGGUGUCCAUCACUUACGGUUGUUGCAUAUACUUGGUCGCCUUGCUCUUUUUAUGUUUCUUCCCGUAUGGGUCUUCACAGACCUGCAGGUGCUGCUACAGGAUCAAGUUAUUAUCAAUGGAGAUAACACAACUGUCCUCUCUCUGUUGUUCAUCGAUGGAGUUCUAAACUGGUUACAGAACAUCAUAGCUUUCAGUGUUUUAUCACUUGUUACUCCUCUGACAUACGCUGUAGCGAGUGCCUCCAAGCGCAUUUUUGUCAUUGCAUCAUCUCUGUUUGUGUUGGGCAACCCAGUGACACUGACAAAUGUUUUUGGCAUGAUGAUGGCUAUAUUUGGUGUUUUGUUUUACAAUAAGGCAAAAUAUGAUGCAAAGAGAACUCACCAGAAACAGACACUGCUGCCAUUCUCACAGCAAUCGUGGCACAAUCAGACUGGCUAUGCAGUGCUCCCAGUGCCUGAGUAUCAGGCAUACAAUGUUCCUUUCAAGUCAAAUGGUGUUGCUAAUGGGCAUUAUCAUUAUAACUUUGGUGGCACAAAGAAAAUGGAGUAUAUCUGAGCAUUUAUGACGUUGAUGAAACAGUUGGUGUGUACAAAUGAAGUGGCGAUUAGAUACUGAAAUUUUAUUGUGUGAAAUACAAUUGUAUGCCACAUGCCAGAACAUAAACUAAAAGAUAAUUAUUUAUAUUUAAAAUACUAUAUUUUUGUACAUGUUAUUAGGUUUGAAGGAGGAGCAGUGCACUUUCUUUGUGAAUCUGUAAAAGUUAAAUGAGGAUGCUACUGUAUAGUAGCAUAUAUUGGUUAAAUUAUUUUUGAUCUGUUUUGAAGACUUAAUCUAUUUAUUAUUUAUUUAUUUAUUGAUUUAUUUAUUCCCAUGAGUAUUUUAUGAUCUGCCAAUGUACGCAGGUUAAAAUCUGCAUUUUCAAAGGUUUUACUGCUUAUGAGAUCUGUGACUUUUACAGUAUGUGUGGUGCAGUAUUUUAUAAUAAUUUAAUUUUGUUCAUUUAUUAUUACAUUUUAUUGGAAAUUAAUAGCCACUUGUGGAGCCUUCCAUUAUUUAUAAUAUUUCUAGUUGUUCUUUUUUAUAGCAACCACUGCCCCAUCUUACUGAAAUAUAAAAGCUAUCUUUGUGUGUUCCUUUCCCUCACCUCAUCUCCACCCCUCCACCCCUCCACCUUCCUCUCUCUUGCUAAAUAACACUUCACUGCAGAAGAGUAAAACAAAAUAUUUUGGGAUUAGCUUUUCAAGAAUUUUACACUGGAAUAGUCAUUUAAAAAUUACAUUAACUUCAUUGACAAUAUUUUGUGGAUAUUCAGAAAUAGUUUGACUGAGCUGUUACCCCAUUCUGAGUGGUGAUACCAUGUAAUUAUAAGUAGUGAAUAAGAGGCGGAUGUAUGCAAAUGAUAUUUAAAUUCCAAAUGUGAAAGUAAUUUGUUUAUUAAAGACAUUAAAUGAAUUUAUUUGGUGUUUUUCCGUAGAUGUUUGGUGUUGUGGAUUGUAUAAGUUUACUAUGGUUUCUUAAUGGUGACAUUUUGUGUUACAUUUGCGACAAAGAUCUGGUGCUCUAAAACAUGAUGAUGUGAAGUUUGCAAUCAAAUCUGCUAGUGUACCUGAAACUACUAUAUAAGUAAACUCUUUAUUUGUAUAAUGUAAAAUCCAGGAUGGAAUAGUGACAGUAUUAUGGAAAGGAUAGAGUGCUACUCACCAUAUAGCGGAAAUGUUGAGUCGCAGACAUGAGCAACAAAAAGACUGUGGCCCUGACAGCCAGAGACAGUGGCCAUGAGUGAGAGCUGUGUGUGUGUCUAUAUAAUGUGUGUGAUAUAUUUCAGAAGAAUGUCUUGUGGCUGAAGGCUAUGUAUUUAGUAGUCUUUUUGUUGUGCCUGUUUACAGCUCAGCAUCUGCUCUAUAUGGUGAGUAUCAAUCUAUCCUUUUCAUAAUAUUGUCUUUAUGUGUAUAAUUAAUAUUUGUGACAGCUGCUAAAACCUUCACCAUAAGUAAGAAGAAAAAAUGUUUCAUCAUUGGGCAGCCCUAGGAUGUUAUGUACAUAUGUCAAGUUAUUCAUUUAUUUUAAAUUAAUUUUAUAUUUAUAAUUUGUAUGGUGCACCUUUAUUAUUGGUUUGCAGAAACUGGAAUUAACGCUCUGGGAGCAGCUAGAGGAAAGGGGAAGGCUUGCCUUGAGUUGUGCGUUUUUUCCAUACGGACUGCAGUUAUCAUCAUAGUACACCAGUAUGAUUAUUACAUAACAGUUACUGCAGUGUUUAAGACUGUGUGUUGAGUUCAUUUGAAUUACUUGUGAAUAAUACAUUUGUUGUGGUGAUAUGCAAGCACACAGUAUAUAUUAUGAUAUUUCAGCUGGAGUCAAUAUUUUGAAACAGUGUGUACCUGCUUUAACACCCCUCCUCCCCUCUUCUUCAAACUGCCAUGUGCUAUCGUUGUCAACAAAUAUGAGUGGGCUUACUUCCCAUUUGUGGAGACUCAACAUGUGAGUUAAAAACUUGUAAUACAUUGUGCAAAAUAUAGGUUAAUACUUUUGUGGUAGAUAUUUCUGUUGCUCAUUAUGUUUGUUAAAAUGGUAAUUUUUUUCACUGCAAAAAAUCAACAACUUUUAUUGCCCCCAUUAUUUUAACUCAAUAUUUUUAUUGCAGUAUAUUUCUAAUGGAGUAAGUAAUAAGGUGCAAUAUGGUAUUAGAUGUUCAGCUGGGUGAAAAAUUCCAUCUUUCUGCACAGCUUUUUAAUACAUCACCUAACUGUUAUGCAUGCUACAUGCCUGAACGCAAACCAAAGUGAUACAUUGUUGAUGUUGCACUGCUAUUCAUAGUAGACUUUGACACUGUGCUCUCAGCGCCAUUUGAUGCAUGUUUGUUUUCUGGUGCUUGCUCCCACCAUUCCAUGUAACUGAAAUCCCCUUAAUGUAUUUUGGCUGUGACAGACGAUAUGAUGAUGUGUGGCAGGAUUAAAACGGAAGUGCAAGCAUUACAAAUUCAAUAACAACAAUUCUAUGGCAAAGAAUUCUCGGAGUCGGUGAAGCUGUGCACUAUUAUUUGCAUUAGGAUUUAAAAGUUUUUGUGUAUGUUUUUUAAAAUAUGUAGAGAAGCUUAGUUGUUUAUGACUAGAACAUUUAUAAAUCUACCCUCCAUUUUUGUGAUUACUUGCAGCCUGUUUUUAAACAUAGUGGACAUUUUCUUGGUUUUCUAUGUGCCUCAAUUUGUGUGUUUGACAUUACACUUUGCUUAAGAAUUACCAGUCGUCAACUUCGUAAGAGCAGUUCAAGACUUUGCAGUAUUUCUGAGCCAUGUAUCUGCACUGUAUCUCACUAGGGUGACCAACAUUUGAUUGUGAUUUUAAGUGAGAUGACCAACAUCUGACCACGAUUUUAAGGGAGAUUUAGUUGCUAUAAUUUAAUCUGCAUAACAGCAUUACAUUUUAUUGGCAUGGAUGACAGUGGAGAUAUAAAUAUAAGAAAACUGACAUACUUCACUUACUUUUAGUCUGUUAUAUUGUACGGUAUCAUAUUUUGUGUUGUAAAAUGUUGUUGUGUUGUGUGAGUCAGUUGAGAGAUAAUGUAACAAGUGUGUUUAAAUAUGAAGGGCUUUGUAUAAUCUGCUUUCCAAAGCCCGUGUUACUUCCUUGUAUUAUUUGUACCAUAGAUGCUGGUCUGUGGGUUGUAUAAUCUGCUUUCCAAAGCCCGUGUUACUUCCUUGUAUUAUUUGUACCAUAGAUGCUUGUCCGUGGGUUGCCAGUACUGACCGAGAAACAAGUAAACAUAACCCCUCUUGUUAAUCCUAUAGACGUGUAGGCUGUGUCAUUGUGAUUCCACUUCUCAUAUUCCCUUGAGCCAAACUGUCUUCUUUCUGCAGAAGUGGGAACAGAAAAACAGACUGUGUGUUGACAGUAGUAUUGAUUAUUAUACAAAACUUUUCAAGAUCUGUCAGUCAGGUAAUCUGAACUGUCAACAGUACUUUGUGGGAUUAAUAUUUAUAAUAGUGAUCAUUGAUGAAACAUACUGGAGAAACAGGUAAUCAAUAAGGGAGCUGGGAGGACUGAAAUGAAAUCAUAUGUGAGACCCUGGGAAAUACAGCAGAGUUGGUCACCUUACAUCUCACCAUAGUUUCUUUUUUCAUGUGGUAAAUGUGAAAACUACACAGUUUCAUACUAUCAUAUCACCAGUGUGGAGUAUGAUUCCACAGCUACAAUCAAUUUGGAAGCUGUUCUGUGUAAAAUUGGCUGCAGUGCCAGAUUUAUUUGCAGAGUAUUUAUUAUUGGUGAAGUUGCUGGGAAAAAGAUCGGCAAAGACACAAUUCUCCACAAAUCUUGUAAUAGAUACAAAGCCUGAUGCUCUAAUUCAUGACCCUUUAGUUAACUACGCUAUCUCUAAUAAAAAUUAAAUAUUCCUUCAGUAAGAAAUUUUUCCAGUUUGUGAGUGGUUUUGGUGUCUUUAUCUCUUCAGUUUGCUUUGGAGCUCUUAAAGUAACUAUAAAUUGUCGAGUCCAAGAUGUUGUGCACAAGUCCUUUUUAACUGUCUCAUAUACAAAAGUAAUAUUGUACUUACUUGUAUGUUGUUAUUAAAAUAUGAAACCUUAUUAAAAUAUACUUCUUUAAUGACAUUUAUAAUAUAACCACUCAUUGCUUACAUUCAUUUCAUUAUGUAUUUUAUGAUACUGAAAAUGUUUUAUCAUUGUAUGUGGGUUUCAAGUUUCUUUUAAUUCUGUUAAUCUUGUUUUUAUUGUCUUCAUUUCAGCUUUUUCUGGUAUACUUUUAUUUCAGGUGAAGCCCACAUUGUUUUUAAACUAAACUGGUUAUUCCUUGUCCUAUAUGCAGUUGCUAUCAGGAAGAUGCAACUAAACCACUUGGGUGUUUGUGACAUUUUAUAUAAACAUAAGAGAAAUAUGUAUCAUUGUUAAGUUGUUAUUUUUUUCCGUAGGUGCCAGAUGAGUCAUAAUUCAUGUUUUCUUGGCUUUAGCUUGGAUAGUGGGCAGCAUGCGUUCUUUACUAUUUUAAAUUCCAUAUUAAUUUUAGAAAGUAUUCUGAAAUUUGUAAUUAUGCAGUACACUUUUUGGCAGUAUGUACUUAAUAAAAUUGUUUAUGCCUUUUUUUGAAA